UUAACAGCUGACCGCGGACGCGCAUGCAAACGUUUUUGCGGCUUUUGUUAUAAUUUUUUUUUUGUUUUGCAAUGAUGACUGAAAAAACCAAACCAACGCUGCAAGUUGAAUUGAAUUUCGAUGAGGAGGAUGUGCCGUACGAGGAGGAGAUACUACGCAAUGCGUACUCCGUUAAGCAUUGGCUGCGCUACAUCGAUCACAAGGCCAAAGCGCCCAACAAUGGCGUCAAUUUGGUAUAUGAGCGCGCGCUGAAAGAACUGCCUGGCAGUUAUAAGAUCUGGUACAACUAUUUGCGAACGCGCAGGAAGCAGGUGCGCGGCAAAAUACCCACAGAUCCCAUGUACGAGCAGGUGAACAACACUUUCGAGCGUGCUUUGGUUUUCAUGCACAAAAUGCCCCGCAUCUGGAUGGAUUACGGGGUAUUCAUGAGCUCCCAGUGUCGGAUUACGCGCACCCGUCACGUCUUCGAUCGUGCAUUGCGUGCGCUGCCCAUUACACAGCAUGGACGCAUUUGGCCGUUGUAUUUGAAGUUCGUCAAACGCUACGAGAUGCCCGAAACGGCAUUGAGGGUCUACAGGCGCUAUCUGAAACUGUUCCCUGAGGAUGCCGAGGAGUAUGUGGACUACUUGCAGGAGGCACAACGUCUGGAUGAGGCGGCCCAGCAGCUGGCACACAUUGUGGACAACGAGCAUUUUGUGUCGAAGCACGGCAAAUCGAAUCAUCAGCUGUGGAACGAGCUAUGCGAUCUGAUAUCGAAGCAUCCCCACAAGGUGCACUCGCUAAACGUGGAUGCAAUCAUACGUGGUGGACUGCGACGUUACACGGAUCAGUUGGGCCAUCUGUGGAACUCUCUGGCCGAUUAUUAUGUGCGCUCCGGUUUAUUUGAUCGUGCCCGCGACAUCUACGAGGAGGCGAUCCAAACGGUGACAACGGUUCGUGAUUUCACACAAGUUUUCGAUGAAUACGCUCAGUUUGAGGAGUUGUCGCUGAACAAACGCAUGGAGCAGGUGGCCAACGAUGAGGAGGCCAACGAAGAGGAUGAUAUCGAUGUGGAGCUGCGUCUAUCGCGCUUCGAGUAUCUCAUGGAGCGGCGACUGCUACUGCUGAAUAGUGUGCUGCUGCGUCAGAAUCCGCACAAUGUGCACGAGUGGCACAAACGUGUGAAACUCUACGAGGAUCGACCCGAGGAGAUCAUCAAUACGUAUACGGAGGCGGUGCAGACGGUGCAGCCAAAGCUGGCGGUGGGUCAACUGCACACAUUGUGGGUGGAGUUUGCCAAGUUCUAUGAGACGAAUGGUCAGGUGGAGGAUGCCCGCGUUGUCUUCGAACGGGGCACCCAAGUUGAGUACGUUAAAGUCGAGCAUCUGGCUGCCGUGUGGUGCGAGUGGGCCGAGCUGGAGCUGCGUCAGCAACAAUUCGAGGCAGCUCUUAAACUGAUGCAGCGGGCCACGGCGAUGCCCAAGCGAAAGGUUGCCUACCACGAUGAGACGGAAACGGUCCAGCUGCGUCUCUAUAAAUCCCUAAAAGUGUGGUCCAUGUACGCUGAUCUGGAGGAGUCCUUUGGCACCUUCAAGACCUGCAAAGCCGUCUAUGAGCGGAUAAUUGACCUCAAGAUUUGUACACCACAGAUAAUCAUUAAUUACGGACUGUUUCUCGAGGAGCACAACUACUAUGAGGAGGCGUAUCGUGCCUAUGAGAAGGGCAUUGCUUUGUUCAAAUGGCCAAAUGUCUAUGACAUCUGGAAUUCGUAUCUGAGCAAGUUCCUCGAACGCUACGGCGGCACCAAAUUGGAGCGUGCUCGCGAUCUCUUCGAACAGUGCCUGGAUCAGUGUCCACCGGAGCAUGCCAAGUAUUUCUAUUUGCUCUACGCCAAGUUGGAGGAGGAGCAUGGCCUCGCCCGGCAUGCCAUGGCUGUCUAUGAUCGCGCCACCAGCGCCGUCAAGGAAGAGGAGAUGUUCGACAUGUACAACAUAUUCAUCAAGAAGGCAGCGGAAAUUUAUGGACUGCCACGCACUCGAGAGAUCUACGAGAAGGCAAUUGAAGCGUUGCCGGAACAGAAUAUGCGACACAUGUGCGUCAAGUUUGCGGAGCUGGAGACCAAACUGGGUGAAGUGGAUCGCGCCAGGGCCAUCUAUGCGCAUUGCUCGCAGGUCUGUGAUCCUCGCAUUACGGCCGACUUCUGGCAGACAUGGAAGGAGUUUGAGGUGCGUCAUGGCAACGAGGACACGAUGCGUGAAAUGCUGCGCAUCAAGCGCUCCGUGCAGGCCACCUACAAUACGCAGGUCAAUAUGAUGGCCGCUCAGUUUCUCAAUACGGGCAAUGGUGCUGCUGCCGAUGCAGGUGCCGGUUCUGGCUCGGAUGCAAUGCGUCUGUUGGAGGAGAAGGCGCGACAGGCGGCGGCGGCGGCGGUGGCAGAGCAAAAGCAAAAGCCACCAGAAAAGGCUGCCUCCAAUAUUAUGUUUGUGCGUGGCGAGACGCAAGGUGGGGCCAAGGACAAGGCAAAUACAGUCGUUAAUCCUGAUGAGAUUGAUAUUGGCGACAGCGACGAAGAGGAUGAGGACGAUGAUGAUGAUGAUGAUGGUGGAGAGCAGGAGGGAGGCACUGAGCAGGCAGCAGAAGCAACAGCCACAAAAACAGAUGAUGAGGGUCUCGUAAUGAAGAAGCUGCGUUUCGAACAAAAAGCGAUUCCUGCCAAGGUCUUUGGCAGUUUGAAGCCCAACAAACAGCAAGACUCUGAUGACGAAUAGAACCAAUAAUAUUGAAGAAUUUUACAAGCAAUUUUCUGCACUUGAUAAGGAUAAUGCUUCAAUGUCUUGUUAUCAAUCACUAAAUUAUAUAACCUUCAGCAAAAUAA
Molecule: messenger RNA, 2854 nt
Organism: Drosophila grimshawi
Lineage: Eukaryota; Metazoa; Arthropoda; Insecta; Diptera; Drosophilidae
Gene: fand
Product: pre-mRNA-splicing factor syf1 homolog
Exons: 4
Coding region: 72-2747 (891 amino acids)
Biological process (GO): generation of catalytic spliceosome for first transesterification step; mRNA splicing, via spliceosome
Cellular component (GO): post-mRNA release spliceosomal complex; U2-type catalytic step 2 spliceosome; Prp19 complex
Molecular function (GO): protein binding
Source: RefSeq, a predicted model, not a curated record